Molecule: messenger RNA, 1514 nt
Organism: Trichosurus vulpecula (common brushtail)
Lineage: Eukaryota; Metazoa; Chordata; Mammalia; Diprotodontia; Phalangeridae
Gene: CCDC166
Product: coiled-coil domain containing 166
Exons: 3
Coding region: 122-1330 (402 amino acids)
Source: RefSeq, a predicted model, not a curated record
AAAGGGACUGGCUGUCAACAUCCACAGGAAGGGAUCUUCCAGGUAGUGAAGAGCUAGAAAUGAGGUGACCCAUGAACUCAAUCAGGGUCCAGCCAGACCAGGAAAGAAUAGGCCCUACCCCAUGGCCUCAAAGAAGAAGAGUGGGGGCUCGGGCCGCCGGGGUGCAAGGGGCACAGGAGGCACAGGGGGUACAGGGGGCACAGGCACAGAUGGCACGGAGACGGUGGUGCUGUCGGAUCGCUACCAGUUUCUGCAGCGGGAGUUUGCAGCGUUGACUGAGCAGCUAGAUACCUAUGAGAAUUGUGUGAAGAAUAUGCUAUGGGAGAAUGAUUUCCUGGACCGGGAGGCUGCCCAGCUACGUGAGGAGAAUCGGCAAUAUGCAUCUUACAUGUCCUCACGGGCCCAGCGCUGUGCCAACUUCAUCAUCACACUGGAUGCACAGAACCGUGUAGACCUGGCCCAGGUUCACUUCCAACAAGAAGAGCUCACUGCUCUGUACCAGGGUCGCGAGGGCGCAGUACGCUCCCAACUCACAGAGAUGGAGGCCCGCUCAGCCCAAAUGGCACACGAGGUGGAACUGCUACAGCCCUACAAGGAACUACAACUGGAGCAGUUGGCCAGGAUCAAAACCCUGGAACGAGAGUUACUGCACAUGAGAGUGGAGCACACCCAGCUACUCCACCGUGUGAAAGGACGUUUCCUGGAGGACAAAGCUGCAUGUGAGCGUGAGGCCCGGCAACAGGUGCAGUUGCUGGUGCGCAGAGCAGAGCGUGAAGCCACUCGCUCCCUCCUCAUACACAUUCAAUCUAUUAAAGCCGAGAACAGGCGUCUCCGGCAGGAGCUCCUGGAGCUCCUGCUCCGGACAAAGCUGCUACAUGAUACCAGGCAGGAGCUGCUGGAGCAGCGGAGGCAGUUGCGGCAGGAGCAUGAAGACACCAGAGAACUGGCCAAAAUCCAUGGCUGGCUUCGGCGGGGCCCUGAUGGGCCCCAACUUUGGGAGCCACCACUUCAUGAAAUCAGCUCAACUUCAUCCUCAUCCUUGCUCGCACCUUCCUCACUCAUGCCCACCUCUUCAUCUUUGCCCACCUCCUCACCCAUGGUCCAAGCCUCAACCAUGCUCCAUGCCUCACCCAUGCCCCUAGACUCGACCAUGCUCUAUGCCUCGCCCAUGUUCCUAGCCUCACCUGCUCCCCUAGCCUCACCUGUUCCCCCAGCCUCACCCAUACCCCCAGACUCUUCAGAAAACGUUGCAAGUCCCAGUAUGCCGGCUGGUAGCCCUGAUGCCUCUUCAUCUGCCCCUACAAUCUCCAAUACCAAAUCUCCAACCUAAGGAGGACCUCAUGAGGUUCCCCCUUAGUCCUCUUUACAGAGCCAUGGCACUUCCCAUGAUGAGUCUAAGAGCAUGGGACCAAAAGCAAGCCCCUGAGCAGGGCCUCGGGAGCUAGAGAGGGCUGGGGGCAAAAGGGAAAGCCAGAAAGGGAGAGUUUCUAAUAAAGGUCUAUGUCAUGUCCCAC